AUGGGGGACUCUUCAACGAAACAACCAUACCCCGAGACCACUGUGAUCAAAUCGGCCUCCGAGGAUGAGACCCAAGCCACCGAGCCCCCCAAGCGGUCAUUCCGUUCUUUCAUCUGGGACACAGAUACUCACCUCAAAUCAGCAGACGAGAAACAUCUUCUCCUCAAGCUUGAUGCAGCCCUUCUUAGCAUUGGAUGUUUGGGAUUUUUUAUGAAGUACCUGGACCAGGGAAAUCUUUCCAAUGCAUACGUGUCAGGCUUACAAGAAGCCCUUUCAAUGUAUGGCAACGAAUAUACCUAUGCGCAAACGGUAUACACAGUCGCCUACGCUGCCAUGCAAAUCCCAAGCACGCUCAUUAUUCAGCGCAUCCGACCCAGCAUUUGGCUUGCAGCAAUGGAGGUUGGUUGGGCUAUUUUCACAUUUGCGCAAGCUGGUAUGCAUAAUGUGGGCGAGCUAUACGCCUUCCGCUUCCUGGUCGGACUCUUUGAAAGCUCCUUCUUCCCCGUUUUGCUCUAUGUUCUUGGGAGUUGGUAUACGAAGACCGAGCUGGCAAAACGAGUUGCGCUAUUUCACAUGACUGCUCCUCUGGGAUCAGCCUUUGGAGGUUAUUUACAGGCGGCCGUGUAUAAGAAUAUGAAUGGGGCUCAUGGUCUCGCUGGAUGGAGAUGGUUAUAUCUCAUUUGUGGGUGCAUGACUCUCCCAGUUGGAAUUGCGACCUAUUUCCUGCUUCCUGAUACACCACACACCACUCGUGUAUGGUUUCUGUCCAAAAAAGAGCGACAGCUUGCAAAAGAGCGGGUUUUGAAAGCUGGCAAGGCUGCACCCGUAGAAAUCACCACACAAACAUUCAAGAAAAUACUUGGAUCGUGGAAAUGGUAUGCAUUCGUUCUGGGUUACGUGCUCUACGGGUCAUCGUGUGGCGCCAGCAGCUACUUUGGGAUUUGGCUCAAAUCGGAGGGCUUUUCCGUGGUUGACAGAAACCUUAUCCCCACUGGCACGUCACUUAUCUCCGCGGCUUGCGUCGUGCUAUGGGGCUUCCUUUCGGACUAUACAGGCAGCAGAUUUGCUUGGGUGCUAAUCCCUCUGAUCUUCGGGCUUUUGCCAAAUGGGAUUCUAGCAUUUUGGCCCGCCAGCGUGCAGUUCAAGGAAUUCGCUUUUCUCACAGCAAAUGUCCAGCUCAUGACAGCGGUCUUUUACACCUGGGCCAACGAAGUGUGCUCUGGGGACAACGAGGAGCGAGCUGUUGUUGUUAGCAGCAUGAAUGGUUUCCAAUAUGCUGUAGCUGCAUGGUUGCCUAUCAUAAUCUUCCCACAGACUAUGGCCCCGACAUUCAGUAAGUAUAAUCACUCACGUGCAGUUCGUGUCGCGUUCUGUGGACCGAGCUAA
This is a messenger RNA of Penicillium olsonii, 1386 nucleotides long. NCBI's taxonomy places the organism in Eukaryota, Fungi, Ascomycota, Eurotiomycetes, Eurotiales, Aspergillaceae. The record is from the annotation of a GenBank genome assembly.